UGUCUUUACAUCUGUAAGCAGAUUUUACUAUGUUUUCCUGUUUUCUGCCAGCUGCAGUUUACAAAGGAUGUCACAGCUCUGGCAUAUUCCCAAGAUGCCUACCUGAAAGGCAAUGAAGCUUACAGUGGUAAUGCCCACAACAUACCCGAACCACCACCAAUAUGUUAUCCACGCCUGACGCCUGCAGCUUCGGUUACGGCGCAGGCUGGUGACAAACUCUCUUCUGAUUUCCCUUUGGGGAAGCAGCAAGUCGCUAGACCAGUACGGGCAUUGACACAGCCAGAGAGGGCCUACAGAAUGGAAAUACAAGUGCCUCCAUCACCAACAGACAUUGCAAAGUCAAACACAGCUGUGUGUGUUUGCAAUGAAACUGUAAGGACUGUUAUUGUGCCUUCUGAGAAGGCUGUAGAUCUGCCAUCUUGUAGAAAUAAUCAUGCUGGUCCAUCACACAGAACAGAGGAAGUCAGAUACGGCCUGAAAGAUCAAACCUCUCUGAAAGCACGGACCACAUCACCACCUUCCUCAGUGUCCACUGCCAUUGUACUUCCACAGACUCCAAUAACAAGGCCAAUUGAUCCAACUGGAACGAUAGGUAAAGCUUCAAACUAUGUAGUAUGCCCAGAAGGAAUCCCAAGCACUAGACCUCCUGCCGCAGCCACUGACUCACCCUCUGUCUCUACUAACCAUUAUAGUUCUCCGACCUCCCACCAGCACAUAGACUGGAAGACCUACAAAACCUACAAAGAGUACAUCGACAACAGGCGCAUGCACAUGUACGGCUCGCGAACGAUACAGGAGAGGCUGGAUAGUCUACGAGCAGCCUCUCAGAACACGACUGAUUAUAACCAGGUGGUACCGAAUCGCACUGCUUCCCAGGUACGGCGCAGAAGCACCUCUCACGACCGGGUUCCUCAGUCCGCUCAGAUCCGGCAGCGGAGCGUCUCGCAGGAAAGGCUCGAAGAUCCCGUGCUGAUGAAAGAGUGGCCACGGAGCGCUUCCCAAGAUACACUAACUUCACCUUCCAUUAACGGCAGGAAUCACAGGGCUCGCUCCUGGGAUUACCUGAGCAAACAGGGUGAAACGCUGGAAAGUUUUCGUUCUGAGAAUCUGAUCACGGAUAUGAAUGGAGAUAGGAGAAAGACGUACAAGUGGACAGGAUUUACUGAACAAGAUGACCGGCGAGGUAUUUAUGAGAGGCCGAGGCAACAUGCAUUUCAUAUGUCCCUUCGAGGCCAAAAUUUUCCUAUGGCUCCAAGCGCUUAUAUUUCAGACAAUAGGAGAAUAGGUAGUAGAGCUUCUCUGUCUGCUUCUCACUUCCAGAAAGGUCCACCAGAUGUAAAAAUGUUACAGUCUUCUCGGGAUUUGCAGUCUGUUGGGGGAGUAUCAAAGCCUACAGCUAUUUCACAAGAGAGAGCAUCUCUCGCAACAGCUAGAAGUUUUAAAAGCAGCUCUUUGAAGAACACUGCUUCCUAUGCAGCAAAACCAUCGUUCCCCCUUAACCAGAGCCUGGAUAUUGUUGCCAGCAAAGACCAAAGAACAGUAAAUCACUUGCAUCAGAGUGGUCUGUUAAAUCAACAGCCAAGGAUCCGAGCAGAAGGUUCCCCAGACCACAAAACAGAAGCUGGCAAAAGCAUCCAGCCCUCUUCUUUGUUUGCGGCUUCUGCCAAACUUGUUCAUCAAACAAGUGAGAGUUCAACUACCUCUGAAAUUGUAGAUACUUCCAUCAGACAAAAGAGUCACGAAUUUGAAAGGGAAGAUGUCCGAGAGCCUGAAAUUCUGCAGCCUGAUGUUCAGGAAAGUAACAAAGUUGUCAUGCGGGAUAAAUCGCCUUCUGGCCACCAAACGCCCCAGCCUUUGAGACACCACUCCUACAUUCUGGCUGUAAAUGACCAAGAGGCUGCUUCAGACACUACCUGUUGGUUACCUAAUGAUGCUCGGAGAGAAGUCCACAUAAAAAGAAUUGAAGAAAGGAAAGCGUCGGGUUCCAGCCCACCUGGCGAUUCCUUGGCUUCCAUUCCGUUCAUUGAUGAGCCAACUAGCCCUAGUAUUGACCACGAUAUUGCACACAUUCCUUUUAUUUCUGCAUCUGCCUCGCAAGCCCCUGCUGUAACAACCGUUCCCCCCAGCCCCGCGUCUCCCGUCCCGCUGCUCCGUCGGCAGCUUUCACACGACCACGAAUCCAUAAGGCCUAGUGUCCUGGAUAGCCAGCCUGCCACAAAAACUGAGAGAUCAAAGUCUUAUGAUGAAGGAUUGGAUGACUAUAGAGAAGAGGGAAAAUCAUCCAUUAAGCAUGUAUCUAGUUUAAAGGGGAUCAAGGUCCCAGACAGUCAAAAAUCAUCAGAAGACUCUGGUUCUCGAAAAGAUUCUUCUUCAGAGGUCUUUGGUGAUGCCUCCAAGGAAGGAUGGCUCCAUUUUCGUCAGCUUGUCACAGACAAAGGAAAGCGAGUUGGUGGAAGCAUUCGGCCGUGGAAACAAUUGUAUGUUGUUCUUCGAGGCCAUUCGCUUUAUUUGUACAAGGAUAAAAAGGAACAAAUGACCCCAUCUGAAGAAGAGCAACCUAUCAGCAUCAAUGCUUGUUUGAUAGACAUCUCAUACUGUGAAACCAAGAGGAAAAAUGUAUUUAGGCUCACCACAUCAGACUGCGAGUAUCUGUUUCAAGCUGAGGACAGAGACAAUAUGUUAGCAUGGAUUAAAGCAAUACAAGACAACAGCAACUUAAAUGAUGAGGAUACUGGUGUCACUAGCAGAGAUCUAAUUAGCAGAAGGAUUAAAGAAUACAGUACAAUGAUGAGUUCUUCAAGCAGCAAAACAGAGCCGUCUCCCAAAACACCUCGUCAGAGUCUAAGCAUCAGGCAGACUCUGCUUGGAGCAAAAACAGAGCAGAGGACACAGAGCCCCCAUUCUCCCAAGGAUGAAUCUGAAAGAAAGGUUCUCGCUAAAGAUGAGACGAGCCCACCAAAGGACAAGGGAACGUGGAGGAAAGGCAUUCCAGGGAUCAUGUGGAAGCCGUUUGAAAAGAAGCCGUCUCCUAUGGGAACGUUCGGAGUCAGGCUUGACGACUGUCCCGCGGCUCAUACUAAUAAAUAUAUUCCCCUGAUUGUUGACAUAUGCUGCAAACUGGUUGAAGAGAGAGGUCUUGAGUACACAGGUAUUUACAGGGUUCCUGGAAAUAAUGCUGCCAUCUCAAGUAUGCAGGAAGAACUCAACAAAGGAAUGACUGACAUUGAUGUUCAUGAUGAUAAAUGGCGAGACUUGAAUGUAAUAAGCAGUUUGCUGAAAUCCUUCUUCAGAAAGCUCCCAGAACCCCUUUUCACCAAUGGUGUACUCAAAGGUGUACUCAAAGCUACAUGGUAUCGGUGUGGUUAUAAAUAUGUAAUGAUACAGGUGAAAGUUGAUGUGAUUGAUGCUAUUGAAAACUUGGAUGAGAUGGAGCCAAGAAACUUGGCAAUAGUUUUUGGUCCAACACUCGUGAGGACGUCUGAUGAUAACAUGACACACAUGGUUACGCACAUGCCAGACCAAUACAAAAUUGUAGAAACACUCAUUCAAAAACAUGACUGGUUUUUCACAGAAGACGAUGCUGAAGAACCUCUUACAGCAGUUCAGGAGGAAAACACUGUAGAAUCUCAGCCAGUGCCAAACAUAGAUCAUUUACUCACCAACAUUGGAAGGACGGGAGUUUCUCCUGGAGACGUAUCAGAUUCAGCUACUAGUGACUCAGCAAAAUCUAAGGGUUCUUGGGGUUCUGGAAAGGAUCAGUAUAGCAAGGAACUGCUCGUGUCCUCCAUUUUUGCAGCAGCUAGCCGCAAGCGGAAAAAAACAAAAGAGAAACCACAACCAAGCAGCUCAGAAGAUGAGUUGGAUAAUGUGUUUUUCAAGAAAGAGCUUGCAGAGCAGUCCCGUGGUGAUGCAGCAAAAGAGGACACAGCUAAAGGGGAAUAUGAGAGAGAGAGAGACACGGGGAGAAAACAGAGGAUGUUUAUCCUGAAGGAAAAAGAGAACAGCAGUAAAAAAGAUGUGAAUGUUGUGAAGGAUGAAAAGAAGUUGUUGAAGAAGGAAAGUAUCCUGGCACAGGAGCCUUCACUGCCUUACCAUGAAAAACACCCCAAAUCGCCGGAUCUCGGCUGUGGGCAAACCGUGCAGAGGAGCAACCCCAAGCUGCCUGGCUCACAGUCGUCUUCCCAGGUCGAGGAGACAGUGUCUGACUCUGGCACUAUGCUCAGUACUUCUUCCCAGGCUUCCCAGCACAGAUACUCUUGCAAAAAAGUAGCCAGCCCUGAAAUUAAACACGAGUUUUUAGCAGCUGAUGUCAGUUCCAUCACUUCAGAUUAUUCAACUACUUCAUCUACUAUCUAUCUGACUGGCUUAGAUGCCACUAUGCUGAGCCCUGAGGUGCAGUCCGUGACAGAAAGCAAGGGAGAAGAUGCUGAUGAUGAAAGGAGUGAGUUGAUCAGUGAGGGGCGUCCUGUGGAGACAGACAGCGAAAACGAUUUCCCUGUCUUUGCUGCAAGUGCUGCUGCUGAGAGGCUGUCCAAGGGGAAGGGUUCGGAAGCGGUGAAGACGAGUCGGAGGAACUCGGAAGAGAGCGAAGUAAGUUGUACUGAGGGGAGUUCAACACCAAAGCUGGAGAGCCGCAGGCUUUUCAGCUCCCACAAACUCAUCGAAUGCGAUACGCUGUCGAGGAGGAAGUCUGCGCGGCACAAAACGGACAGCGAGGGGUCAGGGGACGCGAAGAGCGACAAGGACUUGCCCGCUGUGACCAGAAUGUUUGACAUAAUGAAGAAAGGAAGAUCAACGAGCAGUUUAGCCACAUCAGCCAGGGGUGAGGCUGAUAAGCAAGAACCUACCUGGAGACUUAAAAUUACAGAUAGGUUAAAGCUGCGACUCAAAUCAUCUGCGGAUGAUAUGUUUGGAGUUGGGAAUCAAAAAUCCAACUCUGCAGAGACGACAAAGAGAAAAAACAUCAGGCGAAGGCACACACUGGGAGGACAGAGGGAUUUCGCUGAAAUAAGCGUCCUGAAUGCUUGGAAAGCUCAAGAUCCAAGUCAAGGUAAAGAGAGGGAGUCUGAGCUUUCCGCUGUGAAUCGGUUGAAGCCAAAAUGCCCGGCCCAAGACCUGUCCAUCUCGGAGUGGCUGGCGCGGGAGCGCCUCCGCACUAGCACCACUGACCUUCCCGCGGGCGAGGCCGGCAAGGCCAGCCCCGCCGUCGAUGCCCAUCCUCACAAACUGUCCGGCACCCAAGUGGUUCGAUCCCGGUUCUACCAGUACCUUUGAGAUGGGGAGAUGUGUCCACUACAGCAAUUCAUUAACUUACUGUUACACUUCCCAGUAACUGUGUGUGUAUGUGUGUGUGUGUACAUAUAUAUAUAUAUAUAUAUUUUCCUGUACUGUUGUUGUUAUGCAGCCUUCAUUUGGGCUGGUUUCAUCGAUGUGCACUGUGGAACUGUCUUCACGGUGCAUUACCACAGCCAGAAGAACACUAAAGUUAAAGUAUAUAUAUAUAUUUUAAGAAAAAGUAUAUUUGAUGGCUGCAUACAAAUGUUGAACGAAGCAUCUGAUGCAACAUGCUGUGUAGUGUAUACAUGGGUUUACGACUGAGAGUUGGCCUGGCAUUAGUAUGCAGAAAAAUUGUUCUUUUGGUUUAGUCACUAACAAGUGCCUCAUCAUAAAUUCAUUUGGUUUGUUAGGGUGCCAUAUUGUUAAAUUAGAGAAACUUAUUACAAACAAAUGAAUGCAUUUUACUGUUAAUGAGUUUCAUUACAUUUUACAAAUGUUAACACAGGUGGCUGCAGAGCUUCCAUUCCUUAGGCAUUCCAGUAAAUCUCGGAGUUUUAUAUUUCCAAUUUUAAUACAGAUUUUGAGUUUUAUGUGACUUGAAUUUUUAAUCUUUCUGUAAAAUAAGUAACUUAAAUGUACAUAUUACACGUGUAUCUUUUCUUCAGAUACCAGAUUUGAUAUAAAUGUUGUAACAUAGGCGUGUAGAUAGUGGAUACUGGAUGGAACUGGUUUCUUUUAUUGAGAAUAUAAUUCUGCAUGAAGACCUAAUGAAUCCAAACCUGUAUCAUGCCUGUGUGCAUACCCACUUAAACACUGGAAAUAAAAUUGUUUUGGUGAC
Molecule: messenger RNA, 6115 nt
Organism: Tinamus guttatus (white-throated tinamou)
Lineage: Eukaryota; Metazoa; Chordata; Aves; Tinamiformes; Tinamidae
Source: RefSeq, a predicted model, not a curated record